Molecule: messenger RNA, 6120 nt
Organism: Acaromyces ingoldii
Lineage: Eukaryota; Fungi; Basidiomycota; Exobasidiomycetes; Exobasidiales; Cryptobasidiaceae
Exons: 4
Coding region: 283-5931 (1882 amino acids)
Biological process (GO): Golgi organization; autophagy; COPII vesicle coat assembly
Cellular component (GO): endoplasmic reticulum exit site; ER to Golgi transport vesicle membrane
Source: RefSeq, a predicted model, not a curated record
CGCUGUGAAGCCUACCGCCCCCACGUCUGACGGCUCGCCCCUCCUCGCUCGGUUUGUCGGGGCUCCAAACUCCUCAUCACCUGAGACGAUCUCCUUGCAAGUCAGACAGCGCAACCAAACCUCGUCGAGCCCCAGAGCGAGCCUUUUGAAAAGGCUUCUUCGCGAACCGGGCACACCUACGUGGCACGCCAAUGAACAAAGUGGAGCAUUGGAAGUUGCAGAUCUGAGAAGGCGAGCUAGCGACCAGUCUACGCGGACGAACCGAGGAAGCGGGUGUGCAGCAUGUCAGAACAGCCACAGGUGCAGCUCGACGAGACGGCGACGGCGCCGCAGGCCGACAAAGCUCGGCAUGCGCCCAAGCCAAGCAUCGCCAAUGCAGCCAACCUCUUUGGCACAGGUGCCGAUGACCCCUUCGCCAGCAUCUCGAGCCCUGAUCUCGGCGGCGGCGACGAUGCCUUCGCGAACGUGGCCCAGCCGCUCAAUGCCAUCGGAGAGGGAGAAGAGGACGAAGCUGAGGCCCCACCGCACGGCGAUGGCGCAGCGAACACCCUGGAGAUCCCGUCUGCUGGCCAUGACCUCACCCUUUCGUCGCCCACGAAGCUCUUUGCUGCCGAUCAAGCUGCAGGUGCCGACGAUUGGCUCACUGCAGACCAAGACCUCGAUCAGCAGCAGCAGUAUGGGCAAGGGCAAGAUGCUUGGGGAAGUUAUGGAGCACAGGAGGGAGCAUAUCAGGAAAACGGCCAGCAUUACAAUGGCAACUACGACUACUCUCAGCAAGGCUACGACCCACAACAAGCCGGCUACGAUCAACACGCACAGCAGGGAGACUACAGCCAGCAGGGAGGCUACACCCAGCAGGGAGAGUAUGGUCAUCAAGGAGACUACGCUCAGCAAGGAGUGUACGCCCAGCAGACGGACUAUGGCGCAUACAGCGGACAACAAACUUAUUCCCAGGGCGGCUAUCAAGAACAAGGGCAGCCGUAUGAUGCAAAUGGUUAUCAGCAGGGUGCUUAUGACCCCAACGCAAACGGUCAGGGCUACUACUCGGAGUAUGAUCCAAAUCAGCAAGCUUAUCAAUACACGCAAGAUCCCAGUCAGCAGCAAUACGACAGUCAGGUGUACGACGGCAAUCAGCGAGCGACCUAUGACGGCGCGCACACCGGCUAUGAUCCUGCAUACCAAGCGCCAUAUAGUGCCGAUGCACAAGCCGCCCAGACAUAUGGGCAAGAUCAGCAAGCAUACGAUCCCACUCAGCAAGCAUACCAAGCCCCUCCGCAGGCGUACGAUCCGAGUCAAUCGGCUUACAGCCAUCUUCAAGGACAGGAGUCUAAUGGCUAUCUUACCGGAGUCGAGGACCAACAGAAUGACAUCCCGACCGCGCCGUACGAUCAGUACGACCAGGUCCAGAGCGGCUAUUCGGACUAUGGUGCUCAGGCUCAAGCUCCCUCGCAAGAUGCUCUUUCGGCUCCUCCGAAAGAGGCAGAUGCCUACGCGGCACCCUCUACUGCAGCAUCAUCUCUUCCCCCACCUCCCAAAGGUCCACCGAAGAGGUCAAUUUCGGCCGAACCGACCCAGGCACCUGUCGAGGAAGAAUCGGCACCUGCUCCUGCACCUGCUACCACCGGCAGCGAGGUGGCCGCCGGAGGGGCAGCUCCAUCCCAGGCUGGCUGGCCCGGUCAGAGCGAAGAGGCAGAGAAGUCAUCGUGGGUCAACUCGCUGGAGCAAGCAGCUUCUUCAGCCCCAAGCGAAGCUUCCGAGGCAGACAAUGAAGGGCACAGAGAGGGCGACACGAACGAGGCGAAGACACUAGGUGAGCAGGCUGGUGUUGGAGAAGCGGCGGAAGCAGCCGCCCCUGCGCUCUUCGUCGAGGACACCGAGGGUCAAUCCGUGCAAGCAGCCUUCGAAGGGUUGAGAAUCGCUGAAGAUGGCGGAAGCGAGGUCGCGACACCCACCCAGCCGGCACCAUCUGCCGAAGCAGGGCACGAAUAUGAAGCAAAGCCCGCCUCCUUUGAUGAUUCAGAAGUGUUCAAGGGUGCAGGCUACGAGUCGUACGGCGGGGCAGAGGAAGCUGGUGGGUAUCCAGGGUAUGGUGAAGAGGCGUACGGCGACGGGACCCACGGCUAUGGCGAGGUACAGGGAGGCGAGACUCCCAACGAAGCAAGCACUUUCAACCCCUACGACCCGACCCCAGCAGCAGCUGCCGACGCAUACGCUGCUCCAUCUCCGAAUUUCCAAGAUGGCCCAGGCUUGAACGAUCAGUACACACCGACGGGAACAGCGAACCCAUAUGCAGUCCCGACCGACUACAACAGCACGUACGGUACUGCUCCCCGCGCCGCUUACGACCCCUAUGCCCCGCGAGAGUAUGGAGCCAGCAGCGAAGGAACGUACCCUGGCAGCACAGAAGCUGCGCCGUAUGCACCCCAGUACGGGGCAGGUAGUGCCGCCGCAGAAGAUCCAUACGCUCCGGUCUCAAACCAGCAGCAGCAGCAGCUUGGAGGGGAGGAUGCGUACUCUGGCUUCGCGACCAACGUCUACUCACCAAAUGGGGAGAGACGGUACAGCCAAGACAGCAAACUCGCUCGCAGCGGCACCCUCACUCAGGACUCCUACAAUCGCUCUUCCUCCGGCCUUGAUCCCCAUGGACAAGCCCCGCGGUCUGCUGGCGAGGUCGACAUCUACUCGGGACCCGAGGGCCUUCGUGGCGAGUCUCUGGGCGAAGCGUUCGAGGGCCAGGGAGGCUCAUCGGGCUACUUUGCUGCCACGCCGUAUGAUGGCGGUGACCGAGCGGUGACUUCACCAUAUGCACCCUCGUCGAGCUCGACAGGUGCGCCCUCUUCUGCUGCCUACCAGCCCUUGGACCCGGCUGUCUCGCGAGGAGAAGUGCCUGAUGUGGCCCAAGAGCGACGAGGGGCGACCAUUCCGUUGGCCUGCUUUGGUGUAGGCGGCAAGCUCGUCACCUUCUUCCCAUCGGCAGACCAGGAUUCUCUGGGAAAUGGCGCAGCUUACGGUCGCUUUGGUGGCACACCCUCCAAGCUUACGAUUCGGACGCUCAGCUCGGUGGUCCCUUCGACCACCUUUGCCAGGUCCUUGGACCCCCUGAAGUUCCCUGGGCCAGCCCUCGAAUCCGGAACGACGCCAUCGACGGCGCUUUCGAGGGCCACAGGUGCUGGCAGCGUCCUAAAGUCCAAGAAAGCUGCCCUGAUCAAGUACCUUGAUGAAGCAGUGCGCGAAGUCUCUAGCGGCGUCGGAUACCUGAGGAGGACAGCUUCGUCAGUGGACGUUGAUGGGUCAGCCGAAGGAGGCAACGGCGAGGGCGCUUCGGUCACUGAAGCACAGCGAAUCGAAGACCGCAUUGUCCUUAUGAGGAUUCUCAUCCUUCUCCUCGAGCAGGACGGCAACAUGGUGGGCAACCCCGCUUUCGACGAAGCUGCCCGCAAUAUCCUCGUUGGUGACGAGCCGCAGCGAGGGUCAGCGCCAGUGUCGCACGAAGCAGCUGCGCCGCUGCACACCUAUGAGCUGCGCCCGUCAUUCUUGUCGAAGAUGCAGGACCUCCUUAUGCAAGGCCAAAAGGAGGCAGCAGUGCAGCUCGCCCUCGAAGAGAAGAUGUGGACGCACGCGAUCAUCAUUGCCAGCGGCCUCGACAAAGAGACGUGGAGAAAGGUCGUGCUGGACUUUAUGGACUUUGAGCUUGGCCUUGCAUCUGGAAGCGGGGCUGCGCUCGACCACGACGGUGAAGGGCUCAAGGUGGCAUACAGCCUCUUCUCGGGCCAAAGCCCAACUUCGAUCUACGACCAAUUCCGGCCGAAGCAGCAACUCGCAGGCGGUGCAGCAGUGGGGACGGACAAAGUGCCACAGUGGCGACGAGCAGCUGCAACAAUUCUGGCAAACCGGUGCACUGGUGACUCAGUCUCUCUGACAGCCAUUGGCGAUGGUCUCGUCUCUGCUGGGUGGCAUGAGGCUGCACAUGUCUGCUACCUUCUCUCACCCCAGAGUUCUGCCUUCGACGGUUAUGACGGCCCAGCGGUCCGCAUGACGCUUCUUGGAGCAUCUUGCCCGGCGGCAAGCUCGUCGUACUUUUGCGACCUGGACCACAUCCUCAUGUCGGAGAUCUACGAGUUCGCCCUCAGCCUCAAGCCCGUCGCAAAGGGCAGCGAGCCGUACCAUGGACUGGCGCAUCUUCAGGCUUACCGCGUCGUUCACGCCUACCUGCUCGCCGAAAUGGGCGACACCAAGGGGGCGCAAAAGUACUGCGAAGCCGUCACAAACAUCCUCAAGGCCGGCAAGAUGAACCGUUACUUCCACCCGCGCCUCUUUGCUCAGCUCCAGGAGCUCUCGGAUCGGCUCAACGGCGCGCCACCGCUCGAUGGAAGCGGAAAGUGGAUGGCGAAGAACAUGAAGCGGCCAACGAUGGAUGGCGUUUGGGGUGCCCUUGAAGGAAGGUUCACCAAAUUUAUUGCUGGCGAGGACGACACUUCCUCAUCAUCCUCGUCACAAACGCUCAGCAAGGCGCCCAGCCACCAGGGCGGAGCCAUCGGACCCUUUACACACUACAGCGCCAUCACGCCAGACGCAAUGUCGGGCGGCGUGUCGCGCGUGCAGUCUUUUGCCGAUUUCAGCUCAAACGUGAACCAGAGCCGGCCUGCGUCACGCUCCGGCAUGCUGUCUUCCCAGUCGUCGGGGCCGCCAAGCGUGCGAGCUGCCUCAGCCCAGGGAACGCGCCAGCUUCGCGAUCCUUACAGCGAGUGGCCGCAGCCGGGUAUUAACGAGGGUGGCAGCCGGAGCGCAGGCAGUCACAUCGCGGCAUUUGGCAACACUGCCCUCGGCGAAGAGGGCACUUAUGGUGGCAGCAGCGCACAGGGGCCCACCUCGGAAAACUCCUCGGACGCCGACAUGUACGCAGGCCCAUAUCGUUCGGAUGGCCCAACGAGCAGUGCACCUUGGGGACAGCAGGCAGAGGAUGAUGGUCACACCCCACAAGGCCAAAGCGGCGAUGUGCCAUGGUACGGCUACCAGGCCCACGGUAGUGAGAAACCGCAAUUUAUCAGUAAUGUCGACGACGACCUCCGUGCCGGCCUCGACGUUGAAGGAUUCAUUUCCCCGAUGGAUGCCAUGGGCGCGAGCCAUAGCUACUCGCCGGCGCCGAAUCCUGGCGAUACGCGGAGCAGAAACGCCGUCGUUGAAGAAGAGGACGACGAGGAGGAUCUUGGCUUCGGCAACGCGAGUAACAGGAAGAAGCAACAAGAGUCGGCCCAGAACAAUGACGGCGCUGGUGGCUCACAGGGAGGACAGGACCAAGCAAGCACUGGCGCCAAGGCAAGUGACAAGUCAGCCGAUGAGAAGAGGCCAGAGCCAAAGCCCCAGGCCUCUUCGUCUUGGCUCGGCAGACUUUGGAGGCGAGACGCAUCAUCGCCAUCGAGUGAAGCGGAGCAGAAGGCAAAGAAGGCUCACUUGGGCGAAGAGACGUCGUUCUACUAUGACAAAGAGCUCAAGCGCUGGGUCAACAAGAAGGCCGGAGACACAGGUGCAGCCGCCGCCACACCGCCGCCGCCUCCCCGGGCACAAACGGCGUCCCCUUCGGUGCCUAGCAGCGCAAUGCCUCCCAAUGGACCACCCCGACGAGGGUCGGUCGACCCUCCUUCACAACUUUCGUCGCCGUCGUCGAGGGCAUCAUCCACCAUCAGCGAGGAUGGUGAGUACGAUGUCGGCCGCAGGGCAGCAAGCUCAGGCGGGCCUCCGCCUCCUGUCGCGCGCGCUAGAUCCAACCUGGCCGAUCCGAACCAGCCGCCGGCGCUUCAACCUGCCUCACGAACGAUUUCGGAACCAAACAGCGGCGCACCGACUCCCCCGCCAGGGCCGCCACGCACGGGCUCGGCUGCAGGCGCUGCAAAGAAGAAGCCCAUCAACAAACGAUACGUCAAUGUCCUCUGAUGAAUACUUUUCCCCGUCUAUCAAUUAUUCGUUGCGAGUCGGUUGUACGACAAAUGUAGAGCUUCUACCAUCUCUCUCUCUAUCUUCUCACGUACGUCUCAUGAACCAUGAGGUUCUGUUCUAAUGUCUCCACGCUGCACAAGAAAUUGUCACGAAUUUCCGUCACGUUUCCCGUGGACCAACCUUGAU